AUGCCAUGGCGCAUGGCACGAACCACCUGGCCCCAGGCACGCGCGUUUUCUUCUACCGCCCUACGUCGCCGAAUUGAGGAAAAUAUCUCCAGCGCACGCCUGGAGGAACUGCUCCAGUCGCAGGGCGAUAAACCCCUCCUGGUCGACUUCUUCGCAGAAUGGUGUGGCCCAUGCAAAAUGCUGAGCCCUGUCCUUCACAAGCUCGUGAAUACCCCGUCAAUGGUCGGUGGUAAGGAAGUGGAUUUGGUCACAAUCGACGUGGACAACAACAUGGAGGCUGCACAGAAAUAUGGCAUUCGUGCCAUGCCAACUGUGAUGGCUUUCAAAAAUGGUCAGCUGGCGACGCAGUUUGUCGGUAUGCUGCCAGAGCCCCGCCUGCGGGAGUUUAUUAGCUCCCUGUAA
This is a messenger RNA of Malassezia pachydermatis, 402 nucleotides long. Its product is annotated as thioredoxin-like protein. Lineage: Eukaryota; Fungi; Basidiomycota; Malasseziomycetes; Malasseziales; Malasseziaceae. The record is from RefSeq and is a predicted model, not a curated record. Gene Ontology annotation, cellular component: cytoplasm. The transcript has 2 exons. Gene Ontology annotation, molecular function: oxidoreductase activity, acting on a sulfur group of donors, disulfide as acceptor; protein-disulfide reductase activity. The coding region runs from base 1 to 402 and encodes 133 amino acids.